Messenger RNA from Symbiodinium sp. CCMP2456, 3660 nucleotides. The record is from the annotation of a GenBank genome assembly. Lineage: Eukaryota; Dinophyceae; Suessiales; Symbiodiniaceae.
AUGCCUCCCACUGCCUCCUUGGUGAUAAUCCACUACUUUCUGGUGCUUGCCACCGUCAACUGUGUGAUUGCCAUCCCGACGGCCAACGACUAUGCAGAAAGGUUGGGUGCCGGUCGGCUCUUUGCGGGCAUCAUGCUUGGGGCGAUGCCCAUCCUUAGCAUCGCCGGCAACCUGUUCAACCAGAAGCUCUUCGCGUGCGUGCCUUUCAAGCACAUCUGGAUCCUCUCCUCCCUCUUUACCGUCCUGGGCUCGGUGCUGUAUGCCCUGGCUGGCUUGAUGAGAUUCAAGUGGACGCUCCUGAUCGCCAGGGGCCUGAUGGGCUUCUUCGCGGCCGUCAGCCUCCCCGGCAUCUACGUCUCCCGCACCGUGGGCCUGAACCGGAUGAGUGAGAUCCUCUUCUACUUCUCCGCUUGCCUCACCCUGGGCUGUGCGGUCGGGCCAGCCUUGGCGGCGAAGUUCAUCAAGAUCAACAACUUGGUCCUGGACUCUGACACGAUUCCUGGGUGGUUCAUGGCGACUCUUUAUCUCCUCUUCACAGUGAAGCUCCUGCUGUUCUUCAAGGAUCUCCCCCGGGAGGCCCAGGCGCUUCCGGCAGCCGAAGGCCGCACUCUCCGCAGCCCAAGGAGUCCCAAGCAGCGUUUGAGCUUCGAAAAGGUUGUGGCCGCUUGUGCCUGCUUCUGGCAGCUCUUCGUCGCCAGUGCUGUGACCACCGGCGUGGAGGUCUACGCCAUCAGUAUGACUCGGAGCACCCUUGGCUGGUCGAUUUCCGGCGCUGCCUGGUUCGUGGCGUUGAUCAUGCUGGUCGCAGGUGUGAUCAACCUGAGUCUGGGUAAAGUGAUACGAACAAUGGCUUGUGGUGAUGUGCCUGGCUUGCUUGCGGGCGAGCUUCUCGCCUGUGCCUCUUGUGUAUUCCUCUUCAACUUUGACGUGGAUUCGCCAAACUUGCAGGUAUCAUUGCUGACGAUUGGUCUCGUCUCGGUGCUCAUCACACAGGGCUUUGCCAGAGCUUUGGCCUUGAGCAUCUGCUCGAAGAUGGUGCCGCCGGAGGCGAUCAACGGCAUGAUGACUUCCGCUGCGAUCUUCAUGGGCCUAGGUCGGGGAGGCGGUGCGAUCGUGUGCUCCGCCCUGAGCCCAGACUCCUUUGCCCCGGUCCUGCUUGCGCUCUUCUCCGUGACCCUCGCGCUGUCCGUGGCGACGAGGAAGCACAUGAGGCCAGAUAUGAAGGACGAAGAAGUCCUGGACCGGUCCGGUUUGCCCUGUAGGCUUUCGGUUUCGGCAUUGAUGGCGCCCCUCGGCUACGAUGCCAUGGUGACCGUGGAUAUGGACCAUCUGGACUCCUUUGCGGACACGUCGGAGGAGACGAGGCACCUGCUUCGCAGCCUCGACGAGCAGGGGCAGCUGCUACCGACCAUGGUGGAAACCACCAAUCGUGCUCCCCAGGGCCGUAAGCUGGGCUACCGCGCGCUGGGGCUCCUUUCCUUUGGGGCUCUCUCCCUGGCCAUCGUCGCGCGCUACGCCCCGAUAGCCGGCCCGGAGAGGCAAGGGGACGAGCGCUCCUUCGCACAGCACUUUCUGGACCGAGGCUGUGCCGGGAGUUCCCCUGAGCCCGUGAACUGCCGGCUGGGAGAGAAAGACAAGAAGUCGCUGGUCUUCUUGUCCAGUACUGCCCUGGAGACGCCCGAGGCUAUGGCCACCUUCGAAAACAUGGUGGUGAAGCUGCCGAUUGUGCGGUCGAACCCUCGCGAGAAGAUGUACUCCGGUGUGAAAGUUCUGCUACUGGAGGACGCCACCUUCCUGAAGCAGAGCUUUUGGGACAAUCAGGUCGCCAGCUUCGAGAAUCCCAGGGCGAUGAAUUACCAGAAGAUUGCGGCCGGAUGCCUGAACUUCGAUGCGGACGAUGUGAAGUCUUGGACGGGAGGGUUCAGAAGUCUGGACGGCGGCUGGGCCUACGACAACGCAGGCGCCGAUGGACUUGGCGGAGUGGGUCUUGAUCCAAGUGCCUUCACCCACGUUUCCAUCUUCGGUAUGUGUGCCAGCAAAGAGCAGGCAAAGUCCCUGUUCCACUUGCAGACGCGGAACCUUCCCCCGAAUAUUUCCAUGACAGUCAUUCCUGGCUCCCCAUGUCUCGGGGCCCUGAAGAAGCUCAUCGAAGACUCCAGCAUCCUCUUCGCCAAUGGUGGGAACCCAGACAUGUAUGGUUUUGUGCUGAAGAAGUUCGCGCCCGAGCUCGGCGAGCUCAUCGCCAAGCGAGUUCGGCAGGGGAGCUUGUUCUACAUGGGUCGGUCGGCUGGCGCCAUGACGGCCAGCCGAGACUUCGGCUUGACGUACGAACCCAACCCGGCGCUCACGACGGUUCUCCUAGACCGAGAUACCACGGGGCUUUCCCUCGCCGGGGAGUGCGCGCUUCGGCCCCACAUCCACGACCACCUCUGGGAUAUCCCAGCCAAGGUCUACGCAAGGGCGACGGGCGAAACUGUGGUGCUGGCGGCCAACGGCGAGGGCUUGUUUUGCAAUCAGGGAUGUUGCGGCAUGACCGGGAAGACGGAGCUGACCGACCCGAAGUCGCUGCUCCAUCAUGACAAGCACGCGAGUCGGAUGGAGCAAGUUUUCAAAGCGGCAUACAGCAGCUACUUUCCCCAGAGCCUUCACUUCGGCGAGCAGCUUGCGAAGCCUCAGUGCCAGGCCGCUGGUCCGGUACUGCUGGCAAGCUCAAGCUUAGACAGCGACGCCGCCAAGGAGGAGUUGAAGACCCUGCUUCGGAGACUGCCUUCUGCUGAGCCCGAUGCAGAGGUCUUUCCGACGCUUCAGGUGCUGUCUUUGGAUGAUGGCGCUUAUUUGAGCACCGACUUCUGGGACUCCUCCAGGCAAAGGUUCGCAAGCCCCACCGGUCUGAAUUAUUUGCGGUCUGCUUCGAUGACUCCGCUCACAGCUGUGACGGCAGCGACGGAGGACUUCAAAGGCUUCCUGCCGGGUGAUGUCGUCAGCGCCGAUGGAGCGUUGCGCCAGCUGGGUCUGAACCAAAUCACCCACGUCUCCGCCUUCGACCGGUGUGCAAGUGCGGAGCAGAAGACUUCCCUGUUCCGACUUCAGUCAGAAGGCAAGGCUCCGGAAGUGUCGAUGGAGUUGGAUGUCUCUGAUCAAUGUCUCAAAGUCCUUGAAGAACAAAUCGCUGCGGUGGACGUAGUCGUGGUCCCAUCUGGCAAUGCAGAUUUCCUCACAUACGUCUACACGAAGUUUGCUCCCAGCCUUGGCACGGCGAUUCUGCAAGGUGUGAAGAAGGGAGAGAUGGUCUUUCUUGGCCAGGGUGCUGGGUCCAUCUUCGCAGGCAAGAGCAUUGCAGCCACUGCGGCCCCGAAUCCAUCGAUACUGAAGCACCUGCUACAUGAGAAGAUGGACGGUUUACAGCUUGUGGACUGCGCCUUGCGCCCUUCCUGGGACGACGAGAAGAAAUGGUGGGACAUUAGCUUACCUCUCCUGCAAGAUGCGAUGCACACUGAGAUCAUAGGCUUGCGAGAUGGCAAUGCACUGGUGUGUUCGAAGAAGUGCGACGUGAUCGGGAAGAGUGGCCACCCGGCGCCCUCCGUCCUGAGCCGCGCAGAUGAAGGUGGUCUUCAUCGCGGCCGACUGGAGCUUGCAAUGCUUUCGGCCUUCCAGAAGUGA